CCACCGGGUCCCCCAUCGAUGGCCGGAACCAGGUAUAUAUAGACCCUGCCUCACCACACCAGCCUACGCUUCAUUCCCACCCAAAGCAACCACUGAUCCCUCGCUUUCUCUCUCUCUCGCUCACCUGCUCCACUUUUCGUCUCCGAUCCCUCGCGAUCCACACAUAACUAGCUAGUUUGACUAUCUAGCUUGUAGGUGCAGUGUAGGUCAGGCAUGUCGAGCCCGACGACGACGGAGCAGCAGCGUGUCAGCUUCAUCGUCGACGGAGAGGAGCAUGAGCAGCAGCAGAAGCAUGACGACCUUGUUAGCCGCGCCGCCGUGGUGGCGAGGGAGGUGAGCAAGCGGGUGUCUCGCCUGGCCGUCGAGGGAGGAGAAGGCGACGCCGACCGCAAGGCCAACUUCGACGCCGGGGUGGCGGCAGCGCGGCGCUCGUUCGGUGGCACGCGGACGCUGCCGCCGCCGCACGCGUGGCUGGCGAUCGAGGACACGAGGAGGAGGCAGAAGCAACAGCAGCAGCCGGAGGAGCACGGCGACAGCGACGACCCGGAGGCGGAGCAGUGGGCGCGUCUCUUCCGGGGCGGCGGGAUGCAGCAGCAGCAGCAGCAAAGGCGGAGCAGCUUCAGCGUGGUGCGGCGCGAGCGCGCGGCGCGGGAGGCGUGGCUGGACCACGCGUGGGAGGCGAAGCGGAGCUGGCACCAGCGCAACGGCGGCGCCCCCGACGCGGACACCCCCGUGGUGGUGGUGGUCGGCACGUCGCCGAGGUCGUCGUCAUCGUCCCACUCCCAGCAUCAGCAGGCCGGUGGCGGGGUGGCCAUGGACGUGGAGGAGGUCCGCGCGUGCCGGGACCUCGGGCUGGAGCUGCCCUCCGACUGCACCGUGGAGAUCCAGUGCUACGGGCUGUCCGGAGGCGCCGGCAGCCCCGGCAGCGGCCCCGACUCACCGUGCGACGGCGCCGACUCCUGCCCUGAUGCAGCAGGAGGAGGAGCGGAUCCGAUGGACGUGAAGGCUCGGCUCAAGGUGUGGGCGCAGGCGGUGGCGCUUGCAUCCACCACCACCCAUCUCGCCUCAUGACUCCAUAUACCGCCGCAACCUCCAGCUCGGCCGGGACAGCACUGCACUCAAACGAAUCGAAGCAAAGUAGCCGAGAAAACAGGAGUGUCGUCUCUAGCUAUAACGAAUCAAAUGUAGACUCCCAUUUUAUAUCCAUAUACACUACUAAGUACUUACUCUUCGAUUUCGAAUAAUGUAAACCCCUAGUGUGAGAGAUAUCUAAGCGUCUGUAGCUUGUGUGUGCAAGGAAUUGUAUCAAUGUGAGGUUGCCUUUUUAACAAAGCUAUAUAUAGAGAUAGGACUGGGCGUUCGGUUCUUCGGUUCAGUUCAGUUCGGUUCCUCGGUU
This is a messenger RNA of Zea mays, 1396 nucleotides long. RefSeq names its product Os05g0140333-like protein. The record is from RefSeq and is a predicted model, not a curated record. The transcript has 2 exons. NCBI's taxonomy places the organism in Eukaryota, Viridiplantae, Streptophyta, Magnoliopsida, Poales, Poaceae. The coding region runs from base 214 to 1071 and encodes 285 amino acids.